CGCAGGGGGGAGGGACAGUUGAUCGUGAGCUGGUGCCUCUGGGAUGAUGCUAGAGCAGAAGAGAAUGGGUAUAGAAGCUGGGUGGAGGAUGGGAGGAGGCGAUGGCGAUGAAGGCGACAAAGGAAAGGAAGUAUUUUUUCUGUCUUGACAAGGAACGAGAGAGGAGAAGGAAAGGAAUGAAGCUUAUGACGCUUGUUAUUCUUUUGCUUUCUUAUGAGCAAACAGCAGCAGUAACCAGCAACACCUCCCCCAUGCCCCCCACACGCAGGCAAAGGCAGAGGCAAAUUUUGACUGCAAUGUCCAUCUGUGGUCAUCUCCUCGUCGUCUGCACGGCUCUCAGGCGCGUGUUUCGACCAAAAGGGCAGGCAACAAACACGAACACGACCAUCGGCACCAACGAUCGACUGUCAACAAUCGAGAAAGGGGAAAGCACUCCUCAGUUGAGUUGACCAUGUCCACGCUCUUCACUUCCUGUACUUCGCCUCCACUUGCUUGCCCACACAGCUGCAUGCGCGUCUUAUCUCUAGGCCGGAAUGAGAUCCAUGGGUCACUCAGGGACUCACUGACGGCAAGCAAUAUCAUCCUUGGACUUCAAUUGACGAUGCUUCCGCAUUGAAAAAC
Messenger RNA from Gamsiella multidivaricata, 621 nucleotides. RefSeq lists its product as uncharacterized. Lineage: Eukaryota; Fungi; Mortierellomycota; Mortierellomycetes; Mortierellales; Mortierellaceae. The transcript has a single exon. The record is from RefSeq and is a predicted model, not a curated record. The coding region runs from base 102 to 449 and encodes 115 amino acids.